Molecule: messenger RNA, 2142 nt
Organism: Cotesia glomerata
Lineage: Eukaryota; Metazoa; Arthropoda; Insecta; Hymenoptera; Braconidae
Gene: MetRS
Product: methionine--tRNA ligase, cytoplasmic
Exons: 5
Coding region: 164-2098 (644 amino acids)
Biological process (GO): methionyl-tRNA aminoacylation
Cellular component (GO): aminoacyl-tRNA synthetase multienzyme complex; cytosol
Molecular function (GO): methionine-tRNA ligase activity; ATP binding
Source: RefSeq, a predicted model, not a curated record
ACACCCACACACCAGCAGAUGAUCACAUGGAACAUAACCAUCACAGAUCACCGCAUUGGCAUCACACGUACUUAUAAUUAGAAAUCAGUACAAUCUGUCACAUUUUACCGGCUUAAAAAUAUUUAUUUAACAUUAAAAAAAAAUAUUAACAAUAAUUUUAACAAUGGAAAAUACAAAACUGACUAAUGUCCCCCAGGAAAACAACCUGAAAGAAAAAGAAGAAGAAUCAGUAACAGAGGAAGAAUUGCAAGCCGUAAAAUCAAGCUGGCUUAACAAGACACAGCUGACCUCCAAGAAAUCGGAGUACCCGGUGCUGCCUAAGAAGGGCGAGCGAAACAUUUUAAUCACCUCUGCGCUGCCGUACGUGAACAACGUUCCUCACCUGGGAAACAUAAUCGGGUGCGUACUGUCAGCUGAUAUAUUCGCGCGGUUCUGUCGCCAGAAGAAUUACAACACCCUGUACGUGUCAGGAACUGACGAGUAUGGAACCGCGACUGAAGCUAAGGCCUUCGAGGAGAAGAUGACUUGUCAGGAGAUUUGCGAUAAGUACUUUACUAUUCACGACGAGGUCUACCGCUGGUUCAACAUCGCCUUUGAUAGGUUCGGGAGGACUUCUACCAAGGAACAGACCGAGGUCGUUCAACAGUUCUUCCUGAGGGUCAAGGAACAGGGGUAUAUUUUUACAGACACCGUUGAUCAGUUACGGUGUGAAGGUUGCGAAAAGUUCCUCGCGGACAGAUUUGUUGAAGGAAUUUGUCCUGAUUGUAAGUACGAGGAUGCUCGUGGUGAUCAGUGCGAUGGUUGUGGUCACUUGAUCAAUGCUACUGAGCUGAUUAAUCCUAGGUGCAAACUGUGCAAUCAGACUCCGGUUGUUAAAACUUCGGAGCAUUUCUUCUUGGAUCUUCCUAAGAUCGAACCGAAGAUAAAGGAGUACGUUUCAUCAGCAGAAGAAAACUGGUCUGGCGUAGCAAGAUCAGUAACAAAACCGUGGCUCCGGGAUGGCUUGAAGCCGCGAUGCAUUACCCGGGAUAUUAAAUGGGGAAUCCCCGUUCCGCUGGAAGGCUACGAAGACAAGGUGUUCUACGUGUGGUUCGACGCACCUCUUGGGUACCUCAGUAUCUCCAAGAAAUACCACGAGGACUAUGAGCAGUGGUGGCGUCCCCAACCAGAGAUGGACGUCUCGCUGUACCAGUUCAUGGCCAAAGACAAUGUUCCGUUCCACGCGAUAAUGUUCCCCGCGUCCCUGCUCGCGGCUAACCAAGGUCACGUCCUGGUAAAGAGUAUCAUGGCUGUAGAGUAUCUUAACUACGAAGACACCAAGUUCUCCAAGUCUCGGGGAGUUGGAGUCUUUGGUACCGAUGCCAAGGAAACUGGGAUUCCUGCUGAUGUCUGGAGGUUCUAUCUUGCUUACGUCCGCCCGGAGGGUCAAGAUACUAAUUUUAAUUGGACUGACUUGGCGACUAAGACUAACAGUGAAUUGCUUAAUAAUUUUGGCAACUUUGUUAAUAGAUCUCUUGCUUUCGCUGAAAAAAAUUACGAAGGAAUAAUCCAAGAAAUGGAACUUCGUGAUGAAGAGUAUAAUUUGCUAGCAUGUGUACAGCGUGAAUUGACACAGUACAAUUUAUUAAUGGAACAAGCUAAAUUACGUGAUAGCUUGAAAUUAAUUUUGUCAAUAUCGAAGCUGGGUAAUCAGUAUCUACAAGCGCAACAACCUUGGGCUAAAAUGAAAGGAGAUGAUAAUGAUAAAAAAAUCGCAGGAAUGGUAUCUGGAAUCUGCUGCAACUUAAGUUGCCUGUUAUCAUCACUAAUUGGUCCAUUCAUGCCCGCAAUAUCACUAUCUCUCCGAGCCCAACUAGGACUUGAGGACCACUACGGCUUCAUCCCCGACAAGGUGACCAUUUUACUGGAACCAGGUCACAAAAUCGGCAAAUCUUCUCCAUUGUUCGCCAGAAUAACUGACAAGGAAAUCCAGGCUCUCCGUGAAAAGUUCGGUGGAGUAAAAGAGGAAAAACCGAAGAAGAAUAAAAAGACUCAGAAGCAGAGUAAGAAAAACAAGGAUGAAGUCGCUGAUUUACAAAAGUCUAUAGCCAGCUUGUAAUUGUUUUCAAUCAAAAUAAUACAAAUUUUGUAAUUUUUUACACU